UUUCCACUACUUUAACAAUAUAAAAGCGAAAACACAAAGAAGUUGUUUACAGUCUUAGUCGAAACGUGAAAGUGUUUGAGAUGAAGACGCUUUUUCUCGUUUUGGUCGUUGGGUUGGUGGUCCAAGCGAGGAUCAUUAAGAGAAACACGAGAAAUGAAUACAAAAUGUGCGUUCCUGAGCACCUCCUCGAUCUCUGCCAACAAAUGUCGGCACAAGAAACCAAAAGCUCGGCCAAAAUAAUAUGCAUUCCGGCACGUGACAGAUUUGAGUGCAUUGAAAAAAUCAAGCAACGAGUGGCUGAUUUUGGUACCGUGGACCCUGAAGAUAUGUACAUUGCGGCCAAAACGCCGGAACAGGACUUUGCCGUUUUUGAGGAGAUCCGCACAAGGGAGGAACCCGAAGCGGAAUUUCGCUACGAAGCCGUGGCUGUGAUCCACAAAGACCUGGAUAUUAAGGGCAUUGAAGGGCUAAAAGGGCUCAAUUCGUGUCAUACAGGUGUGGGCCGAAACGUCGGCUACAAAAUCCCUUUAACUAAACUCAAACAAAAAGGGAUUAUUGGGCCCUUGAACGACCCCGAACUCAGUCCACGUGAAAACGAACUCAAGGCCUUCUCAACCCUAUUUAGCAAAGCUUGCAUUGUUGGCAAAUGGUCACCGGACCCAAAAAUCAACCUUGAAUGGAAAAAAAAGUAUUCGAAUUUAUGUGCCCUUUGCGAAAAACCGGAAACUUGUGAUUAUCCCGACAAUUUUUCGGGGUACGAUGGGGCCUUAAGGUGUCUGGCCCAUAAUGGGGGGCAAGUGGCCUGGACCAAAGUGAUAUACGUCCGGAAAUUCUUUGGACUUCCGGACGGUAUUAAAGAAAACCCGGAAAAAUUCGCCUACUUGUGCCCCGAUGGUACCAAGGUACCCAUCACUGGCACCCCCUGCCGCUGGGCGGCCCGCCCCUGGCAAGGUUACAUGGCCAACGCAGACGUGGUCAAAACCGUGGACGAACUCCGGCGAAAAAUCGAAAACUUGGACAGUGUUGGUACCAAAAACCACGCCCCCUGGUUGGAAAAGGUACUCGAAUUGAAUGACAAGACGGUACCAAAAGAAAACAAGAUCAUAUCGCCUGGGGAUUACCUGGACAAGGCCAACUAUACCGACGUUAUCGAACGCGAUUACGGCCCGCCGUUUAAAACGGUCAGGUUUUGCGUGACGUCACACGAUGAGUACCUCAAAUGCCAGGCUUUAUCCCAGGCGGCGUUUUCGCGCGAUAUUCGGCCCAGGUUUGGCUGCGUCGAGGAGAAAACAGUUGAGAGUUGCAUGAAGUCGAUUCGGGACAACCUGGCUGAUAUUAUAAGCCUGGAUUACGGCCAGGUUGACAAGGCGCGACGGGAGUACAACCUAGUACCGAUCGUUGCCGAGCAAUAUGGAAGCCUAGGCGGGGCCUACUAUGCCGUUGCCGUGGUGAAAAAGGGCUCAAAGUUCGCCUCGUUUGCUGAUUUGAAGGGCGCAAAGUCGUGUCAUACUGGUCUAGGGCGUACCGCUGGGUACCACGCCCCUUUAUACACCCUAAUCCGCCUAAACCUAGUCCCGAAAAACGCCUGUCCUUAUCCUAAAGCCUUGUCGGAGUUUUUCAAGGCCAGCUGUCUGCCAGGCGCUCGUGAGAUCAAAGAAGGCUAUGCCGAGCAUCUCUGCGAGCUUUGUGGUGGGGAUAUUGACAAGCGUGACGUCACGACAAAGUGCAAUCAUGAUUCGUCGGAAUCAUACAGUGGAUACACGGGGGCGUUCCGUUGUUUGGUGGAAGGUGGAGGGGAUGUGGCGUUUGUUAAACACGUGACAGUGCCUGGGAACACAGAUGGUCACAAUCGGGACAAGUGGGCGGAGCAUUUGAAAUCGGGCGAUUACGAGCUGUUGUGUCCCGAUGGUGGGAGGAAACCGGUCGACCAAUACGAACAGUGUCACUUGGCGCAUGCCCCGCCCCAUAUGGUUGUGACAAGUCACUCGAAACGUAAUUCCGAAAUUGACGAAAUUCGCAAUUUGUUGAUUUCGACUAGUAAACAAUAUACCGAGCGUCCAGAUUUGUUUAAAUUGUUUGGAAGUUUUAACGGGAAGAAGGAUUUGUUGUUUAAGGACUCGGCAACUGGGCUUAAAUCGGUCAGUCAGGAGUCGGAAAUUGAGAAAGAAUAUUCGAAAGUACUAGCUCUUGUCAAUGGAUGUGCUUAAGUGAUUGCUUUUUAGGUAGUUUAGUUGUGCUUGCCAUAUCUUUUUUUUAAUAAAUAGUUCUAAAUAG
Molecule: messenger RNA, 2274 nt
Organism: Tribolium castaneum (red flour beetle)
Lineage: Eukaryota; Metazoa; Arthropoda; Insecta; Coleoptera; Tenebrionidae
Gene: Tsf1
Product: Transferrin 1
Exons: 8
Coding region: 81-2207 (708 amino acids)
Biological process (GO): iron ion transport
Cellular component (GO): plasma membrane; recycling endosome; extracellular region
Source: RefSeq, a predicted model, not a curated record